UGUUGUUGUGGAGGCCAAAAUGGCGGCUCAGGCGGCGGCGGUGGCCCAGGCGGCGGCAGCCCAGGCAGCGCAGGUCGAGGCGGCCGAAUCGUGGUACCUGGCGCUCCUGGGCUUCGCCGAGCACUUCCGCACCUCCAGCCCGCCCAAGAUUCGCCUGUGCGUGCACUGCCUGCAGGCUGUGUUUCCCUUCAAGCCGCCGCAGCGCAUCGAGGCCCGCACGCACCUGCAGCUCGGCUCGGUGCUCUACCACCACACCAAGAACAGCGAGCAGGCGCGCAGCCACCUGGAGAAGGCGUGGUUGAUAUCACAGCAAGUCCCACAGUUUGAGGACGUCAAGUUUGAAGCAGCGAGCCUGUUGUCUGAAUUGUACUGUCAGGAGAAUUCUGUGGACGCAGCAAAGCCCCUCCUGCGGAAAGCGAUCCAGAUCUCACAGCAGACACCGUACUGGCACUGCCGCCUGCUUUUCCAGCUCGCUGUGAGUGCUGGGGCCAGGCAACUGCACACACUGGAGAAGGACCUAGUGUCGGCCUGUGACCUGCUGGGCGUGGGGGCUGAGUACGCCCGCGUGGUGGGGUCCGAGUACACACGGGCACUGUUCCUGCUCAGCAAAGGGAUGCUGCUCCUGAUGGAGCGGAAGCUGCAGGAGGUCCACCCGCUGCUGACGCUGUGUGGGCAGAUCGUCGAGAACUGGCAGGGGAACCCCAUCCAGAAGGAGUCACUGCGGGUCUUCUUCCUGGUGCUGCAAGUGACCCACUACUUGGACGCUGGGCAGGUGAAGAGCGUGAAGCCGUGCCUAAAGCAGCUGCAGCAAUGCAUCCAGACCAUCUCCACACUGCACGAUGAUGAGAUCCUACCCAGCAACCCUGCCGACCUCUUCCACUGGCUGCCCAAGGAGCACAUGUGCGUGCUCGUCUACCUGGUGACCGUGAUGCACUCCAUGCAGGCUGGCUACCUGGAGAAGGCGCAGAAGUACACAGACAAGGCCCUCAUGCAGCUGGAGAAGCUCAAGAUGCUCGACUGCAGCCCUAUCCUGUCCUCCUUCCAAGUGAUCCUGCUGGAGCACAUCAUCAUGUGCCGGCUCGUCACAGGGCACAAGGCCACUGCUCUGCAGGAGAUCUCCCAGGUCUGCCAGCUGUGCCAGCAGUCCCCGCGGCUCUUCUCCAACCACGCAGCACAGCUGCACACGCUGCUGGGCCUGUACUGCGUCUCAGUGAAUUGUAUGGACAAUGCAGAGGCCCAGUUCACCACAGCCCUGCGGCUCACCAACCACCAGGAGCUGUGGGCCUUCAUUGUCACCAACCUGGCGAGUGUGUACAUCCGGGAAGGAAACAGGCACCAAGAGGUACUGUACAGUCUGCUGGAGAGGAUCAACCCGGACCACAGCUUCCCCGUCAGCUCCCACUGCCUCCGGGCAGCUGCCUUCUACGUACGUGGGCUAUUCUCCUUCUUCCAGGGACGCUACAAUGAGGCCAAACGGUUCCUGCGGGAAACUCUGAAGAUGUCCAACGCAGAGGACCUGAACCGGCUGACAGCCUGCUCCCUGGUGCUGCUGGGGCACAUCUUCUAUGUGCUGGGGAACCACAGGGAGAGUAACAACAUGGUAGUGCCCGCCAUGCAGCUGGCCAGCAAGAUCCCGGACAUGUCGGUGCAGCUGUGGUCAUCAGCUCUGCUCAGAGACCUGAACAAAGCCUGUGGGAACGCCAUGGAUGCUCACGAGGCCGCCCAGAUGCACCAGAACUUCUCACAGCAGCUACUCCAGGACCACAUCGAGGCCUGCAGCCUCCCUGAGCACAACCUCAUCACGUGGACGGACGGCCCACCCCCUGUGCAGUUCCAGGCCCAGAAUGGACCGAACACCAGCCUGGCCAGCCUUCUGUGAGGAUGGUCCUAGGAUGGCCCUGACGCAACCGUGCUGGCCCAGAGUUGCUCUUCCCAGGUGCAGCGUGGGCGCCAUCUUCUGUUUGGGGCCAGGCCACAUGCGCCUUGCUG
This is a messenger RNA of Loxodonta africana (African savanna elephant), 1989 nucleotides long. It is a transcript of the gene MAU2, whose product is annotated as MAU2 sister chromatid cohesion factor. The record is from RefSeq and is a predicted model, not a curated record. NCBI's taxonomy places the organism in Eukaryota, Metazoa, Chordata, Mammalia, Proboscidea, Elephantidae. Bases 20 to 1879 code for a protein of 619 amino acids. The transcript has 19 exons. Gene Ontology annotation, cellular component: chromatin; SMC loading complex. Gene Ontology annotation, molecular function: protein binding; double-stranded DNA binding. Gene Ontology annotation, biological process: maintenance of mitotic sister chromatid cohesion; mitotic sister chromatid cohesion.